AUGUCGUUAAUCAUUGCCGAAGCAAUAGUUGAUAAAAAUGAUUUACCCGAAGAUAUUUUUACUUACAAUCACGAAAGAUUUUAUGAAUUUAUUGAACAACAAUAUGGCAUUGAUCUUGCUGAAUUAUUUCGUUUUCAAGCGAUUCGAAACGCAACACAUUUGUUAAAUACAUCAUGCGAUGACAUCAUAUCAAUUUUACAAUUAGAAUCCAAUGACAUUAAAGUAUUGAAAAACUUAUGUUGUUUUCAAAUUGCUGGUGAUAAAUAUAAAAUAAAAUUAGGUGUUAAAUUAGCAUUAAAAAAUUUUAUCGAGUUGGUAAAGAUAAAACAACAACAACAACAAAAGAAAAAAAAAUCUUCGAUUCAACCUUUAUCUAUUAAUCGAACACAACCACAACCACAAACUCAAACAUUAGUUGGAACAUCAAAUGAAACAACAGACGAAACGCAAAUUGAACUUCCUACAUUACCAUCAAUUCCAUCGAAAAAUGAUACAUCAUUAACACGAUCAAGAUUAACAACAUUACAAAAAAAACUAAAUGAACUUGAUCAUAUUGCUGAUAUUGAAAAUAGAAUUAACAAAUGGUGGAGUUCAAUGGAUAGUGGUGGUUCAUCUUUAAAUGAAGGUACACAUUAUGUUUUAGAAAUCAAUAAAUCAUUAAAUGAUACAUAUGCUUGUAUUUUGACAUGUAAAUGUCAGAAUCGAUUUAAAUUACCAUUUGUCACACCAGGUUUAUUCAAACUGUCAUCAUUUUAUCGACAUGUCAAAGAAAAACAAUGUAUAAAACUCCCGAAGAUGAAAUAUGGACAAGAAAAUGCUGUUAUUAUUGAUGAAGACUCAGCUGCAAGUCAAUCAAAUUCAUCAAAUCGUUCAUUAAAUACGGUAUCGAAGAAGAAGAAAACAUCAGCUAAUGUCACUUCAAAACGAACUCGUUCACCAUCAGUACAAACAUCUUCAAAAACUGUUACUAGUAUGGUUAAAAAGAAGAGAAUAUUAUCAACAAAUAAUACAGAUUCAUCUCAAGAAUAA
Molecule: messenger RNA, 1029 nt
Organism: Rotaria sp. Silwood2
Lineage: Eukaryota; Metazoa; Rotifera; Eurotatoria; Philodinida; Philodinidae
Source: the annotation of a GenBank genome assembly